Penaeus vannamei (Pacific white shrimp) is the source of this 1432-nucleotide messenger RNA. The record is from RefSeq and is a predicted model, not a curated record. NCBI's taxonomy places the organism in Eukaryota, Metazoa, Arthropoda, Malacostraca, Decapoda, Penaeidae.
UCACUUUCUCAUUGGUCGAUGAAAUUGUAAACACAUCUUACCAGCUCCAAGUUCGGAAGGGAGAAAACAUGGCAUUGCAAAUUCUGUUUCAACACGUCAAGGACUUAGCAAUAUUAGGUACACCUGGGCACACAUCUCUUGAGACGGUUACAUCUGAAGUAGGAAAGAUCAAGAAGAGUUUAUGGCAAGAUGACCAGAGUGAAACAGCACAAGAUACUGAAGAGGAGUCAAGUUUUCGACUGCAAAUACUCACAACUUAUAGACGACUCCUAUCAGCUGUCAAUACAAGCAGUUUGGAUGUCAGAUUGGAAUGUGGCUUUUUGGUUGUUGCCAUAUUACACGGAAUACAAAGUGUUUUAGAAAAGGAAAUUCAGAACCCUCGUAAGCCACCUGUUAACGCCCAGAGUAAAGUGGGUCGCAAAAAUGCAGCUCAGAUACCUCCUGCACCACCAGACCUGAUCAGUGUGCAACAGGCAAAGGAUAUAGAGGCAGUGUGUCGGGUCCUUUUCUAUACUGCAGUGCUGGGGUGCCUAGACAGUGAGGCAUCAAUCUAUGUGAAAAUGAUGCUUGUAAAGAACAAGUUUGUAUUGGGGAGCGACCUGCCUUCUGUACCACAGGAAUGCAGACACGCUGUCCUUGGCGAAAUCUUCAGGAAUCUUCUACCUGUGAUGAAGCACGAAACACUAGGAACUUGCAUGCGAGGGCCACUGUUCCCUGAGGUUUUAAGUUCCAUACUGCAGCUGUGCUUUGGCCCUGUGGAUGUAAAAAAUUUCCCUGAAGACACAGCCUUCUUCCGGGAUCAGAUGGAAAGCCUCUUCUUGUGCAUGGACAACAACCAUGCAAUUCAACAAAUUUUACUUCUCAAGGGUUUGGCACAGCGAGGGGUUUGGUUCAAAAAGGUGUGUGGAUUGCUCCUUGUUCGCAGGUUCAUGUUUCAGCCGGGUGGGGUUGCUGCAGUUAUUGGGGCUGGCCUUUCCAUCUGUAAUGGCAGGGACUGGCAGCAGUGUGAGGCAGUUGCUAGCUUGAUUGCCCAAGCCAAGAUCAGUAACAUGGAUCAAUUAUAUUCUACUGCUGGACCACAGAUAGCAGAACUGUUGCUGCAAGAGGAACUGAAGCCAGAAAUCUUGCGAGUGGUUGUGCUAACUGUGGCUCAAAUGGCCAGACGCUCAGCCUCACUCACGGCACUGCAUGUUACCUAUUCUCUUCUAAAACCCUUGGUUGACACAACCACAGCUGAGGCUGCAAGAAUAUUUGCUAGCUCUGAUGCAAACCUCACACUCUGCAUAACCCGAAUUCACAAGCUGUUUGUAGAGAUUGCCACUCCGACUGUUGCACUCACCAGCCUGCUUCAGCCUGUCUUGUGUCCCCUGAUGGCAGUUGCUGCUCUGAUGACGUCACAUCUCCGUUCCAAAGCCCAGCAGAUUCUGGUGAG